This is a messenger RNA of Erythranthe guttata (spotted monkey flower), 1402 nucleotides long. Its product is annotated as Glutaredoxin family protein. NCBI's taxonomy places the organism in Eukaryota, Viridiplantae, Streptophyta, Magnoliopsida, Lamiales, Phrymaceae. The record is from RefSeq and is a predicted model, not a curated record.
UCGCCCCCCCUCGUUCCAAAAGGUGAUAUCAUCACCUCUGCAUUUUCAUUUCAUUCAAAAAAAACUUUAUACAAAAAGAAAAUAACAAAUUCCAUCUCUCUCUCUCUCUCUCUAGAAAGUUUUCUCUUUCUACCAACGUCUCCAUUUCCGGCCAAAGGAAAUCAGCUCCGAUCACCCUCCGCCGCCGCCGCUUCCGCCUUAAAACCCCUGCGAUUCUCUCGACCCGUGAUUAAUUCGAUGGCUGAUCGUAAGAAUCAAGGAGCGGGGACGAAACCCCAAAUCAACACCAAAAUCAACAACCCUAAUUCGGUUUUCAAUCGGUCGAUGACGGUUAAUUACUCGUCGUCGGAGGCGGCGGCGGCGGCGGCGUCGGUGAACAAGCCGCUGUACAACCUCUCCACGUCGGCGGCGUUCCAGCGCAACGGCUCGAUCAAAAGCCUGUACAGCUCCCCGUUCGGCUCCAUGGUCUCCGCCGGAAAUUCCUUCAGGGGAAAGGUCAGGAAACUCUGCUCUAUUUUCGAAUCCCCAAAACACCCCUCUUCCACCGCGAAUUUACAGACCUCGCCAUUGCCCUCCCCCAAAUCCACACCGGACGCAAUUUCCCAAAAUACCCCCGAUCCCUCAAUCCGCCUCCCUGGAUCGGAGGACAGGAUCGUAAUUUACUUCACCAGCCUCCGCGGCAUCAGGAGAACGUUCCAGGAUUGCCACAGCAUACGCAUGAUCUUCCGAGGGUUUCGCGUAAACGUAGACGAGAGAGAUAUCUCGAUGGACAUCGCAUACAAGAAGGAAUUGCAGAAAGUGCUCGGCCAGAGCAGCUUCACAUUGCCGCAGGUGUUCGUAAAGGGGAAGUACAUCGGAGGAGCCGACGUCGUCAAGCAGUUUCUCGAGACCGGCGAGCUGGCGAAGAUGGUCAAGGGUAUCCCUCUGCGCGCCAUGGGCCCGUGUGAAGGUUGCGACGACAUGAGGUUUCUGCCGUGUGCGAACUGCAGCGGCAGCCGCAAGGUGUUUGAUGAAGACGACGAGCUGGUCAAGAGGUGCUCCGACUGCAACGAAAACGGGCUCGUUCGAUGCCCGCUCUGCUGUUCUUGACCGGCGAAAAUACGUGAGUUGGGAUGUAUUGAUUUUUUUUUUCUUUCUGUGGAUAGUUUUUAGUUGAAUAUUGUGAUGCAAGGAUUAAAACAUAAAAAAAGAAUGCGGUUUCUUUGAUGACAGAGGGAAAAUCGGGUUUUUGUACAUAGUUUGUUUGUGUGCCGAACUUAGGUGAAUUGAAUUGUUCGUUCGUUCACCUUGGUGGUUGGUCUUUUUUUUUAAUACCUUGUAUUGUAUUGAAAAUGUAAUGAUAAACUAUACCAUACUGAAUAUUUAACAAGAUCCACCAAUUUGACUAAAUACAAUCUUGAUA